Molecule: messenger RNA, 1960 nt
Organism: Didymodactylos carnosus
Lineage: Eukaryota; Metazoa; Rotifera; Eurotatoria; Philodinida; Philodinidae
Source: the annotation of a GenBank genome assembly
GCAUUUUCGUAAUGAGCUUCUGCAAGCUUUAGAAUCUAAAAUUGGAAUUAAUCACAUUUUCUCUUCUGUAUACCAUCCACAAAGUAACGGUCUCGUAGAACGUUUUAACGCCACAUUUGUACCACAAUUGGCAAAACUUCAAGAUCGCCAGAAAAAUAAUUGGGAUGAAUUCCUCCACGCCGUAGUUUUUUCGUAUAACACUGGUAAACAUCAUACAACCGAUUAUUCUCCAUUUGAACUUCAGUUUGGUCGUAAACCCCGACUCCCAACAGAUAAACCAUCAUCGAAAUUAGUAUUCAAGAAACCGAAUGACUAUUUUCAACAAUUAGAAAAGAGUAUCAAAAUUAUUCAUCAAAAUGCACGUCAAAACAUUGUUAAUCAACAAAAUCGAAUGAAAGGUCGCUACGAUCAGAAUAGACCAGAUCCGCAUUAUAAUACUGGAGAUAGAGUUCUUAUCAGAAUACAAGGAAAUCGUUCAAAAUUAGAUAACAGAAUAUUGAGUAGUGUGAGGGAUAUUGAUGGCUCGAUAUUAUCUGAAAAACAAUGGAAUAAUUAUGUUAAAGCCACUAAUAAAGCAUUAGAAAAAGAACAACUUCGUCAACAACACCCACCAUAUGAAAUUAAACAGUAUUUACAAACAACAACACUUAUCAAUUACCAAACCAGUAUUGAAGAAUUGAAUACCAUCAUCGAAUAUACAAAAAACACUGUUCAUUAUUGUUUUGAUACUGAAUCAACCAAUACUCAGUCAUCAACUUUACCAUCUAUAAUACAAAUUGAACUGUAUAUGUCCGAAAAUGAUUUUUCUAAUUUCGUUCUCAUCGACUGUGAAUUUCUUCCACCAUCAUAUUCACCAAAAUUUGAAUUAAUUAAAGAAUUCGUUAAAACUGUUUUAAAACAUCGAAAAAUAAUCGCAUGGGGAGAAUUAGUCAAUGAACUUCGUCCAUUUCUCAGAUUUGGAAUCUUCGACGAAAAUCAGUUACCAUAUCAUUUUGUUAAUGUUCAAGAUAAAUUUCAUUAUUUCAUGCUUGGUAGGACUCCACCUCUUCGAGGGGAAAGGGGUCUGAGAAGUACGGAUAAUGAAGAAGACGCCGAAGUAGAAGAUUUAUUGAUAAUACAUGCACCACCGAAACCAAUUGAUCCUGUUCACAAUGACUGGUCAUUACAACGUGCCACAGCUACAACAUUUGAAUUAUCCAUGGAUAAAUCAUUAACACUUAGUACAUGGAAUUGUGGUUUAGAUAAAAGAUUGAAUACAUGGCUUAAUCCUCAACUACAAGGUCAACAUCUUGAAGAAAAUAGCGAAACACAACUUUUAUUAAGAAGAAACAUGGUCACUUAUGCAUUAAUCGACUGUCAUGCUACUAGUCGUCUCUACAAGCACAUAAAACCAGCCAUUGAUCCGUCUCCUCCUCCAUCACCACAACCGCCAUCUCAUCUUCCCCAAGAAGUUUUAUCUCCAGCAUCACCAAAGAUCAUUCGAUCACCUUCUCCUCCACAAAUUGAAUGGGCUUCACUUCACACCACAUCAUCACAAAUAGAACCACAAAUUGUCACGUUUGUUCCUCGCACUGAUCCACCGCAACCAUCAUUAGUUUAUUCAGAGGACACUCUUCAACAAAAUGACGAUGAAACAGAAAGUGAUCAAGACCAAGAACAGGAACUCGAUCAGCAAAAAAGAAAACAUGGACCACGAUCCUUACAAUCAAAAAGAAAAAGAAACAGAAAGAAUGCCGCAAGAAAAAGUGCAAAACGUUAUAACAAUUACAUUGAAAUCAACGUCGAUCCUCGAUACGCAUUACCACAUAUUAGAGAACAUCUGAAUUGGAAACUUAUUCAAUUUAAACAUAUAUCCAUCACCAUUAUGGGACACCUUAUCAUUGGCUUUACAUCUGCAGAAGAUUUAGAACAAUUUAAAAAUAAAAUGGGCAUUAGUUAUUUUGAAACAUUUCGUCCAUAA